AUGAAUUCUGAUUCGAGCUCUGUCUCCAGCAGAGCUUCGUCUCCGGAUAUGGACGAGAUGUACCUGAGGGACCAUCACCACCGCCACCAUCACCACCAGGAAAGCCGGCUCAACUCGGUCUCGUCCACGCAGGGCGACCUGGUGCAGAAGAUGCCGGGGGAGAGCCUAGCGCGCGCCGGCGCCAAGGCCGCAGGAGAGAGCAGCAAAUAUAAGAUCAAAAAGCAGCUGUCGGAACAGGAUCUCCAGCAGUUGCGGUUGAAGAUCAACGGUCGGGAGCGCAAGCGGAUGCAUGACCUGAACCUCGCCAUGGACGGGCUGCGCGAGGUCAUGCCCUACGCACACGGGCCCUCGGUGCGCAAGCUCUCUAAGAUCGCCACUCUUCUGUUAGCCAGAAACUACAUCCUCAUGCUCACCAGCUCCUUGGAGGAGAUGAAGAGGUUGGUGGGCGAGAUCUAUGGGGGCCACCACUCGGCCUUCCACUGCGGGACCGUAGGCCAUUCUGCUGGCCACCCAGCGCACACGGCCAACGCCGUGCACCCUGUGCAUCCCAUCUUGGGCGGCGCGCUCUCAUCUGGCAAUGCAUCCUCGCCGCUGUCCGCUGCCUCGCUGCCCGCCAUCGGCACCAUUCGGCCUCCACACUCCCUGCUCAAGGCACCCUCCACGCCGCCCGCGCUGCAGCUGGGCAGCGGUUUCCAACACUGGGCCGGCCUCCCCUGUCCCUGCACCAUCUGCCAGAUGCCACCACCACCGCACCUGUCCGCUCUGUCCACCGCCAACAUGGCCCGGCUGUCGGCUGAGUCCAAGGACUUGCUCAAGUGA
This is a messenger RNA of Ochotona curzoniae (black-lipped pika), 819 nucleotides long. It is a transcript of the gene OLIG3, whose product is annotated as oligodendrocyte transcription factor 3. The record is from RefSeq and is a predicted model, not a curated record. Lineage: Eukaryota; Metazoa; Chordata; Mammalia; Lagomorpha; Ochotonidae. The transcript has a single exon. The coding region runs from base 1 to 819 and encodes 272 amino acids. Gene Ontology annotation, molecular function: protein dimerization activity.